Molecule: messenger RNA, 559 nt
Organism: Mesitornis unicolor (brown roatelo)
Lineage: Eukaryota; Metazoa; Chordata; Aves; Mesitornithiformes; Mesitornithidae
Gene: SAP30
Product: Sin3A-associated protein, 30kDa
Exons: 3
Biological process (GO): regulation of DNA-templated transcription
Cellular component (GO): histone deacetylase complex
Molecular function (GO): protein binding; transcription coregulator activity
Source: RefSeq, a predicted model, not a curated record
GCAAGACAUCUGUAUAUUUGCGACUUCCACAAAAACUUAAUUCAGAGUGUGAGAAAUAGAAGAAAGAGGAAAGGCAGCGAUGAUGAUGGUGACUCACCAGUGCAAGACAUCGACACUCCAGAGGUUGAUUUAUAUCAGUUACAAGUAAACACACUUCGAAGGUACAAAAGACACUUCAAGCUACAGACCAGACCGGGACUUAACAAAGCACAGCUCGUUGAAAUAAUUGGCUGCCACUUUAGGACGAUUCCAGUGAAUGAAAAGGACACCUUAACAUACUUCAUCUACUCAGUGAAGAAUGACAAGAACAAACCAGAUCUAAAGAUGGACAGUGGGGUUCAUUAGACAGAAAAGGUUGGGACUGGGACUCAGGCCUCAAAUCAAAAAACUGAGGGUUUUUGUUGAUAUGCAAAAGCUUUCUUUGUAAUUUUUUUCCCCAGAGAGUUUGUCUCUGUUUUAUUUUUCGGAACCUUGCUGAUUUGUUUGAAGACCACCUCUUAGGAAACAAAUUUCCUCAGCAAAAGUAUUUUAAAUAAAUAUCACUGAUAUUGUUGCUCAA